AUGGCGGCUGUGACAAAGACGCCACCUGUAGCAACAAUAAUGGCAGCUUCGCCUGUACCUGCCUGCCUGGACAUCAAUGAAUGCGCUAUCAACAAUGGCGGCUGUGACAACGACGCCACCUGUACCAACAAUAAUGGCAGCUUCACCUGUACCUGCCUGCCUGGGUACGCUGGGGACGGGUUUGUGUGUGAAGACAUCAACGAGUGUGCUGUAGACCAUGGUGGCUGUUCUGCUGAUGCUGACUGUACUAACACACCUGGGAACUUUACUUGUACCUGUCAUCCUGGCUUUACUGGGGACGGAGUGUGGUGUGAAGAUAUCAAUGAAUGUCUGUUUAAUGGCACCUGUGAUGUGUUUGCUGAAUGUAAUAACACUGCUGGAAAUUUUUCCUGUUCUUGCCUGGAAGGGUUUUCUGGGGAUGGAUUCUUCUGUGAAGAUAUAAAUGAGUGUUCAGUGGAUGAUGGUGGGUGUGACGAGAACGCCGUGUGCACCAACAGCAUUGGCAGCUUUACCUGUACCUGUAACAUGUUCUACAGCGGGGAUGGAUUUUCCUGCAUGGACAUCAGUCAGUGUUACCGUGGCAACACCCCAUGUGACAGUAAUGCUAUGUGCGUCGACACUGGUGACGAGUUAACCUGCUCCUGUAAUAUUGGUUACAAUGGUGACGGCUAUGAUUGCACAGAUGUAGAUGAAUGUGCAGUCAAUGAUGGUGGUUGUGAUAGCAGUGCCACAUGUACAAAUACGGUAGGCAGUUUUGUCUGCACGUGUAACACUGGGUACACUGGAGACGGGUUCACUUGUCAAGACAUCAAUGAAUGCCUGACAGACAAUGGUGGCUGUCACCAACAUGCACUGUGUACCAAUACACUGGCCAGUUUCACUUGUACAUGUCUGAACGGCUUUCUCGGGGACGGAUACAGUUGUGUAGACGUUGAUGAGUGCAUCAGUUACAAUGACAGCUGUGAUCCAAAUGCCAACUGUACCAACAGCAUAGGGAACUUUACCUGUACUUGUAACUCUGGUUACACAGGGAACGGAUACACCUGUGAAGACAUCAAUGAGUGUCUUGUGGACAAUGACGGCUGUGACGUACACGCCACCUGUACCAACACAGUGGGGAACUUCUCCUGUGGAUGUAACUAUGGUUACACUGGAGACGGAGUCACAUGUGUGGAUUUCUGUGACGAGCUGUCCUAUGUAAACAUCAGUGACAGUUGGCGGAGUGUCACCCUGGGUGCAGGGGUCACCUCUCACUGUGACAGUGGUGACUGGGUGACACAGUGGUACCGUAUUGUACCCCCUGCAGGCACCAAACUGGCCACUACUUGUCCCCCGGUAAAUCACUGUGGGUCAUCGUACCCCGCCUGGUACAGUGGGACGGAGCCUGCCUCCCCUGGGGAGGAAAACAUCGGCCAAGGGUGCACUCACAUUGUCCAGUGUUGUCAGUUUCCCGUCACCGUGACUGUGCGUAACUGUGGGCCGUACUUUAUCUAUAACCUGCCCAAUCCGCCAUCUUGUAACAUCACCUACUGUACUAACGUCUAGGUGUGAUGCAAAACCCGAUCUGUAACCUGCUCGAUCCACCAUCUUGUAAUAUCACCUACUGCAUGUACGGACGUCUAGGUGUGACAUCAUGAAGUUGCGACAUCAUCACAUUUUGAUAUCAUGGUGUGAUGUCACUUGACUUGUGAUGUCAUAGCUAUGAUGUCAUCAUUCUUGUGAGGUCAAUAACAUGAGACACUAUUGUGGUACAAUUUGUUAAUUGUUAUUUUUGAUCAUCUGUUGAAAUUAAUGUAUUUAAAAUUGUUUUGCUUUCAAUUGUAAGUGCAGCUGUAGCACAAUGUAUUCAAUUAGAAGAAAGAGUUAUUUUCAAGUGAAGAGUUUUAUCAUUUUACCAGUGUUACUAGAUUAUGAUGUCAAACUAUUUUUGUAGUUGAUAAAAGAUUUGUUAUAUUGAACUGUCAGACCUCCUGGAUUGGAAACUAGAACACUUGUUUGUAAACUUCAAUUAUUGACCCAAAUUGUUCUUCAAUAAAGUUUUGAUAUUAAACUUGUUUCUGUACUAAUAUAGACAUACCCAUUUUAUUCUUUGCACUUAAACUUUUAAGUUCUCAUCUUUUCUGUAGCAUUCAUCAGGUCAACGCCUACCGGUCAGUGUCACCAUGGUUACAGAAGCAGAAGAAAGCAAACGA
Messenger RNA from Lingula anatina, 2192 nucleotides. RefSeq lists its product as uncharacterized. The record is from RefSeq and is a predicted model, not a curated record. Lineage: Eukaryota; Metazoa; Brachiopoda; Lingulata; Lingulida; Lingulidae. Gene Ontology annotation, molecular function: protein binding; calcium ion binding.